Messenger RNA from Bicyclus anynana (squinting bush brown), 947 nucleotides. It is a transcript of the gene NPF2, whose product is annotated as pro-neuropeptide Y-like. Lineage: Eukaryota; Metazoa; Arthropoda; Insecta; Lepidoptera; Nymphalidae. The record is from RefSeq and is a predicted model, not a curated record. Gene Ontology annotation, molecular function: hormone activity. The transcript is spliced from 3 exons. Gene Ontology annotation, cellular component: extracellular region. The coding region runs from base 77 to 358 and encodes 93 amino acids.
CUCACUCGCGGCGAGCAGAGCACUCCUUCAGCGACGCACUCUGCAGAACAUAGCGGUACACCGAAUAGACCCAGCCAUGCGUGUCCUACUGUCCGCCAUGUUGUUGCUGUCGGCCAUGUUGUCGUGCGCGGCGCAGGCGCAGUACCCGCGCCCGCGCCGCCCCGAGCGGUUCGACACGGCGGAACAAAUCUCCAACUACUUGAAGGAGCUGCAGGAGUACUACUCGGUGCAUGGCAGAGGACGGUACGGAAAACGACAGAUGCACAUAGCCGAUUCGUCCAUAGUCUUCAAGGAGAUGCCUUUCUUCGACGAAGCCCACAACGACGACGCCAUUUUCAAAAACCUCGGCUACAAGUAAAUCGGAAACCAAUCUUAACAUCGCAGACAAAAUAAAAACAGUAUAACGUCCCUGUAUUAUUUAUUUAUGAUAGAUAUGAAAUAAAAAUACGUUGUGAACAAUUGUUUUGACAGUCAAUCUUUUAUUUCGUACAACGGUUUUUUUUUUAAUAUUCGAAUCUUCCAAGAUUGCCUCAUUUGCAUGACGCGCGUUUGAUUCAUUAGCUUUUAAACCAACAACAUGGAGAAGAAUUUUCCAAGAUUCGAAUUUUAAAAAUUAAUCUGUGGUUUAAAAAUAAAUUGUUUAUCUGUGCCAUUUUUUUAAUGAUUCUGCAUUAUGUUUUUAUUAUUUUAAAUUUAGAAUACCUUUGAAUAUCACAACGUAUUUCCUAGUCAAUUGCAUGCCAAAUGUAGUCAAUUAACUUACUUUUAAAUUAAAAUCCCAAAAAUAAAUUUCGGGCUGGGUGAAAGUUCUUUUUGGGAUUUUGUGGCCUAAGUUACUCUGUUCGAUUAAUUUAUUUAAGUACUUAAUUUAUGUUUUUAUAUUAUUUUUGUUAUUCUCUGUAGUAUUAUUAAUAAAUAGUAUUUCUGAAUUGCAAUACUGACAGUGA